Messenger RNA from Erythranthe guttata (spotted monkey flower), 1330 nucleotides. NCBI's taxonomy places the organism in Eukaryota, Viridiplantae, Streptophyta, Magnoliopsida, Lamiales, Phrymaceae. The record is from RefSeq and is a predicted model, not a curated record.
AUGGCACGGGGCUGCGCGGCUCAAGCCGACGGCAGCAGCCACCGUACCGACAACCCCCUUUUCGCCUCGAUCCGUGCACUAGCCGACGAGGAUCCGAUUUUCGCACCUGAUAUCACUAGUUUCUCGCGUUCCAUUCCCACCGUACUAAAAGAGUUGAAGUUUAAUUCUCUCCACCGCAAAAGGAGUCUAUUUAUCUGGUCCUGUGAUGAUUUUAGAAAUUUUGCGGAGCUUUGCUUCGAAGAAUUUGGCGACCGGAUAAAGCAUUGGAUCACGGUUAACGAGCCGUACAUUUUCAUCAUAUGUGGCUACGAUGGAGGCUUCGCCGGAAACUUUGCUCCGGGGCGGUGCUCUUCUCCGGACAAUUGCGUGCAAGGGGAUUCCGCCACCGAGCCUUAUAUUGCCGCCCAUCAUAUGCUCAUUUGCCAUGCCUCAACCAUCAAACUUUACAAGGAGAAAUAUCAGGAAACUCAGAAGGGAGAAAUAGGGAUAACACAAGUGUCUAAUUGGAUGGUACCACAUUCGAGUACUAAACUCGACAUCGAAGCAGCGCAACGAGCUCUUGAUUUUAUGUACGGAUGGUUAGUAAAUUUAUUUCAAAUUAUAUGUCGUUUAAUAUUUACAUCCAUUUUGACCGAAUCUUUGCCAAAAACAUACAAAUACUUACAUAACGUAUAUGGAGAUUAUCCAGAAAUAAUGAAAUCCUUAAUUGGAAAUCGGUUACCAAAUUUCACUAAAGAGGAAAGUUCACUGCUUAAAGGAUCAUUUGAUUUUCUGGGAGUAAAUUACUAUACUGCCACUUAUGCUUCUCAUAUUUCCUCUCCCAAUUCCAAUAUUACCAGCACUACUGAUAAUAUGGUUCAUUUUUCAUCGGAUAUUGAAGGUGUACCCAUCGGUGACCCGACCGGAGUGAACGGAUUUUAUGUCUACCCGGAAGGACUUUACGAACUUCUAAUCUACACGAAAGAAAAUUACAAUAAUCCAACUAUUUACAUUACCGAAACCGGUAUUGGCGAUCAGAAUAACGGCGACGUAGAAAACGGUAUCAAAGACGUACAAAGAAUUGAUUUCUACAAUCGCCAUAUCCGAGGUGUUCUACAAGCAAUACAACAAGGUGUAAAUGUGAAGGGUUUUUUUGCAUGGUCAUUUUUGGAUAAUUUUGAAUGGGUCUCCGGGUACACUAUUCGGUUCGGGCUUUGUUAUGUGGAUCAUGAAAAUGGGCUGAAAAGAAUUCCUAAACAAUCAGCUCUUUGGUUCAAGAAUUGGCUCACCAUGAAAUAAAACAAUGGGAUUCAAUUUUGUGUUAUUAUUAAUAUUAUAUUGGAAGUUUGUU